This is a messenger RNA of Lodderomyces orthopsilosis Co 90-125, 2463 nucleotides long. It is a transcript of the gene NAG6, whose product is annotated as dynamin-like GTPase. Gene Ontology annotation, cellular component: endoplasmic reticulum. Gene Ontology annotation, biological process: endoplasmic reticulum membrane fusion. The transcript has a single exon. The record is from RefSeq and is a predicted model, not a curated record. Gene Ontology annotation, molecular function: GTP binding; GTPase activity. Bases 1 to 2463 code for a protein of 820 amino acids. NCBI's taxonomy places the organism in Eukaryota, Fungi, Ascomycota, Pichiomycetes, Serinales, Debaryomycetaceae.
AUGAGUGAGGAACCAUUAUCCGAAACAUCUUCAUCUUCCUCCUUUGUACCUGUUGAUCAGAUUCAUGUACAAGAUGCCAUUCAGGUCAUUGAUGAGAACAAAAAAUUCAAUGAUGCGAUUUUAGACUACGUUAGCAAGACGUCACUGGCACAUGUUGGCCACAACUAUCACAUCGUAGCAGUGUUUGGAUCACAAUCAACAGGUAAGUCAACAUUGUUGAACAACUUGUUCAACACCAAUUUUGAUGUCAUGAAUGAAUACAGCAGACAACAAACAACCAAGGGUAUUUGGUUGGCAUAUUCACCGGGAGUUUCAACAACAUCUGGCCACGUUUCCACAAAAUCAAAUAUUCUCGUGAUGGACGUUGAAGGAACAGAUGGAAGAGAAAGAGGAGAAGACCAGGACUUUGAGAGGAAAGCGGCUUUAUUUGCAUUAUCCACUUCGGAAGUAUUGAUUCUAAACAUUUGGGAAACUCAAGUUGGAUUAUACCAAGGUGCCAAUUUAGGAUUGUUGAAAACAGUUUUUGAAGUAAACAUCACUUUGUUUGGAAAGAGUAAGUUGGAUUCUAAUAACGACCACAAGGUGUUAUUAUUGAUCGUCAUUCGAGACCAUGUUGGAACAACGCCAGUUGAAAGUUUGGCUGAAACAAUUACGCAAGAUUUGAAAAAGAUUUGGGAUUCAUUGCUGAAACCAGGUGAAUUGAGCCACUUGAAAUUUGAAGACUUUUUUGACUUGGACUUUCAUGCAUUGAACCAUAAAAUAUUACAACCAAAAGAGUUCUCCGAAGGUAUUGCUAAACUUGGUGACAGAUUGGUGAAGGAGAAUGAUCUUUUCAAACCGGAAUAUCAUCACAGUAUCCCCGUCGAGGGUUGGACAUUGUAUGCUGAAAAGUGUUGGGAACAAAUUGAAAACAACAAGGACUUGGAUUUACCAACUCAACAAAUCUUGGUUGCACAGUUCAAGUGUGAUGAAAUUGUGGAACAGACGUAUCAAGAAUUUUUGAAAAAAUUUAGCGAAUUAUUUAAAGAGGUUGAAAAAGAUCCAUCCUACGAAGAUAUUGGAGCAGUGUUUGUUGACUUGAAGCACGAUGUUCUUGAAGAGUACGACUAUGCUGCAGCAAAGUACAACAAACCAGUUUACGAACAAAAACGUGUCAAGUUGGAGUCAUUGAUGCACAACAAAUAUAAAGAGUUAUUUGACUUGUAUGCCAAGCAGUUGAUCGAAACUACCACAGCCUCAUUUAGACUGGAGUUGGCAGCGUUGAAAGGAAAAGAUUUUGUUCAGCAGAGUCAGAAGCUAUCAGCCAAUGUUGUGAACGUGAUUAAAACAAGCUUAGGUUUAAUCUCAUUGGAUGGUGCAUUUACAUACGAUGAUACAAUUGAGCAAGUGGAAAAGGAGCUUGCAUCAACAAUCUCCAAGCAGCAAAGGAUUGAAUUGGACAGUAUUGUAAACAAAUCAGCAAAAAAAUUGUCCACCAAUUUGUCCAAAACAAUACAAUUUGAGCUUAAUGAUCCUAGCGAUUCUACUUGGGACAAGAUUUUGAAACAAUUUAACUUUCACGUCAAUGAAUUCACUUCCAAGUAUAACGGAGAUUUUGGAUUGAAUACUUCCGAGCAAGAUAAUGAAGAAGCUGUGAAGAAAUUCAAGUUCAAGUCAUGGAACAACUUUUACGAUCUUAUUCACAAGCUCAUCUACAAGGAGAGGGUCCUUGAUAUCUUACAAACCAGAUUCGACGACAAGUUCAGGUACGAUUCCAAUGGCUUACCCAAAUUGUACCAAGAUGCAAGGGAAUUGGAAGCCAAUUUUGCUAUCGCUAAGGAACACGCUUUAGCAGUGUUGUCAAUUCUUACAAUUGCAAAACUCAGUGACAAUUCCGAGAUUGUGCCAGAUUUUGAUAUCUUUAGUCCAAUGUUAAGAUCACAAUACUUGAAUUUGAAGGUUAGCCAGAGUGAUGACGAAGAUGAAGAAGACGACGAGUCGUAUUCAUUCGCUGACAUUAUCAAUGAGACUGAAAAGGCACAAAUAUUAUCAAAAUUCAAGAAAGAGAUUGAUGCAAAGUUUGUGGAAACGAAACGUUCAAUUGUUCAACAUGUUACCCAAAUACCUUAUUAUGUAUACCUUAUUAUCAUUGCAUUAGGUUGGAAUGAGUUUAUGGCUGUUGUGCGUAAUCCCUUUACCUUUGCACUUGCUAUUGUGUUGGCUGCAUCAAUAUACAUUUUAUACACCUUGAAUCUUUUGAAACCAGCAAUUGCUGUUGGGCAGAGGUUAGUUGAUGACGUCGUGGUUAUAGCAAAGGAAAAAUUACGCGAAGUAUUGAUUGACGACCACGAGAUCCAAGCUCGUAAUCUCGACAAGAUGACAGGAAAGGUAAAACAGGCUAGUUUCGAAGAUGAUAUUGAAAGGACACAAGAACAAAGGAAUGUCAAAGACGUGGGUGACGAAGGAGAGGAUGGAACUGAGUAG